CCACAGAGGCGCUUUGCUCGCCCAGCUGCCUCCCACAGCCUCCACAGUGCCGGCUCCGGCCUCAGGGGGAGAGGCCUGGCCCCUCAGGAGGAGGYCACGCUCCAUGGGGAUGCCCGGAGGAGGGACAGUGUCACAGCCGCAGGCCACUCACAGCCCCCUGGAGCCGCCGCCGGCCACCACGAUCCUAUGCACCACGUGUGGCUCCGUGUGCAAGGGGGAGGUGCUGCGGGUGCAGAGCAAGUACUUCCACAUCAGGUGCUUCGUCUGCAAAGCCUGCGGCUGUGACCUGGCCGAGGGUGGCUUCUUCGUGCGGCAGGGCGAGUACAUCUGCUCCCAGGACUACCAGCGGCUCUACGGCACCCGCUGCUACAGCUGCGACCAGUUCAUCGAGGGCGAGGUGGUGUCCGCGCUGGGCAAGACCUACCACCCCRACUGCUUUGUGUGCGCUGUCUGCCGGCUCCCCUUUCCCCCCGGGGACCGAGUGACCUUCAACGGCAAGGAAUGCGUGUGCCAGAAGUGCUCCCUGCCCACGGCGCUGGGCAGCAGCGUGCACCUGUCCCAGGGCCUCCGGAGCUGCGGGGGCUGUGGCUCAGAGAUCAAAAACGGCCAGGCCCUGGUGGCUCUGGACAAGCACUGGCACUUGGGCUGCUUCAAGUGCAAGGCCUGCGGGAAGCUCCUGGACGCAGAGUACAUCAGCAAGGAUGGGCUGCCGUACUGCGAGACCGACUACCACGCCAAGUUUGGCAUCCGCUGCGACACCUGUGAGAAGUACAUCACGGGGCGCGUGCUGGAGGCCGGGCAGAAGCACUACCACCCCUCGUGCGCGCUCUGCGUCAGGUGCGGCCAGAUGUUUGCGGAAGGCGAGGAGAUGUAUCUUCAAGGUUCCUCCAUCUGGCACCCGGCGUGUCGGCAGGCAGCCAGAACUGAAGACAAGAGCAAGAUGCAGAGCCCUAUCUGCAGCCAGGCCCGCCCGGGCACCGCGCCUCGUGCCCUGCAGGACACCAGGACUUCCUCGGAGAGCAUCGUCUCCGUGCCCGCCUCCAGCACCUCAGGGUCUCCCAGCCGCGUCAUCUACGCGAAGCUUGGAGACGAGAUCCUUGACUACAGGGACUUGGCCGCGCUUCCCAAAAGCAAGGCCAUCUACAACAUCGACCGCCCAGACAUGAUCUCCUACUCGCCCUACGUCAGCCACUGCGCGGGCGACAGGCAGAGCUGCAGCGAGUCUCCUCAGUUGCUCUCGCCAACGCCGACUGAGGGGGACCAAGAUGACCGGUCCUACAAGCAGUGCCGGACCUCCAGCCCCAGCUCCACCGGCUCUGUCAGCCUUGGGCGCUACACCCCGACCUCACGGUCGCCCCAGCACUACAGCCGUCCAGCUGGUACUGCAAGUGUGGGUACCAGUAGCUGCCUCUCCCUGUCCCAACACCCCAGCCCCACCUCCGUGUUCAGACAUCAUUACGUCCCCUACUUCCGAGCUGUCCCUGUGCUCCCGUCUGGAGGCAGUGAAAGUGGCCGCAGCACCCCCAGCCUCUCGGUGCUCUCGGACAGCAGGCCUCCUUCCUCCACCUACCAGCAGGCCCCGCGCCACUUCCACGUCCCAGACACUGGCGUAAAAGAUAACAUCUAUAGGAAACCCCCUAUCUACAAGCAGCAUGGUCCUGUAGCCCAAUCCCCAAUUUCCAAGCUCUCUGGCCUGGUGUCAGUCUUGUCCUUGGUGGUGCAGGAGGCAGGCUGCUCCAAAAGGCUGACAGGUCCCAGCCCGCCGCAGGCUGCAGCCGCGAGGCGAGUGGACGGGGAGGACGGGAGCUUCGACCAGGAUAACAGGAAGAAGACCAGCUGGCUCCUCCUCAAGGGGGACUCGGACACAAGGACGAACUCUCCAGACCUGGACAUCCAGUCUCUGUCCCACAGCAGUGGAACAGAGCGAGGCCCUCUGCAGAGAGGGCCAGGAGACAGCUUUUCUCCACGGUUCCCCUAUUCCAAAUCCGACUCCCUCCCAAGACAUGGGACGAAUGGCCUGGACCUUCGGAAUGCCAAUGUGGCCCCUGGUGGAGCAGACCCGGAUGCCAGCUGGGGCACGCGAGAGUACAAGGUCUACCCAUAUGACGCGCUCAUCGUCACCAACCGAAUCCGCGUGAAGCUACCCAAAGACGUGGACCGGACGAGACUGGAGAGACACUUGUCACCCGAGGAGUUCCAGGAGGUGUUUGGGAUGAGCGUGGAGGAGUUCGACCGCCUGGCGCUGUGGAAGAGGAAUGACCUCAAAAAGAAGGCCCUGCUCUUCUGACGGCCGCCAGCCCUCCCCGCGGGCCGCGCCAGGGCAGCGCCCGGGAGCCCCCGCCAGAGCCACACACCCUUCACCCCACACCUCGCCGUGGCCUCUCUGUGUCAGUGGGACGGGUGGGGCCCUGGGGGAAGCUGGGCUGGGCAGGAGGAGGGCCCCAGCGGGCACAGCCCCCGGCGUGCGGAGAAGCGCCUGCCUCGAGUUUAGGGCCAGGACCCCUGGCUGGACUCAGCCCUUCCCAGGGGCCGCUCGGCUUCCGGGCCGGACACCCAGACAGGGGUGGCCCACCUUUGGGCACCCCCAGAGUGCCCGGCACUGGGGCGCAGAGGUGGCCAGGACGCGGGCUGUGAGAGGCUCUUCAGUGACAGGCGCUGUCAGAGCCGGUGGCCCCGCCUGGAGGCCGCAGACUCACAGGCCAGGGCAGGAGACAGAAGGAGAGCCAGGGGCAGAGCCCAGCGCCGGGUGGGCGAGCAUCACACCUGUCCCUGACGCUCUCUUCAGGAAGGAGCGGCCGCGGACAGGGUGCCACCGAGCGCUCCAGGCACGGCUCCCUCCAGCCACCCCCUGAGGCCUAAGUGAGACCUUUCAAGUAACACAGAAGUCUUUAUUUUUAGAAAAGUCUAGCUUACCUACACACAGGAUGACACCCGCGCAGAGUGUAGCUCUACGUCCCGGGGAAGGGGAGCACCUCUGCCUUACGCCCCACCGUGCGGGCCCCUGUGGCCCCGGCUGGUGGCGUCCCCGAGAGACAGGACCCUCAAGAGUUUCCUCUUGUCUUUCCCUGUGUGUGUCACGUCGACGCCCUGAAGCCUGACCCUCUGAGUGACCUGUGUGUAAGUCCGUGUGACUCGUGGCUGCCAAGGCUCCUGGCCCUCAUUUUUCCAAGUCUCCCCCAGUGGCUCUGGAAUAAAGGUCUCCCCGUAGCCAGCCUGGUCCUCUGAGGCCUCCGGGGCACCGUCCUGGUGGUGGCCAGCGGUGCCUCGCCUUAUCCACUGUAAGACAAGCCACACUCGUGGGGACCCUGUACCCGUGCACCUCCCCCACACAGGCACCAAACACUUUUGGAGGAGAAGGUGGAGCCCUUGUCGCCUCCAAUCUGUGAGGCCAGCAGAGCGUGGGGUGGAGGGAGCAGGAGGCUGGCUGACGGGCCCCCCAGGUGACACGCACUGUCUGCAUUGAUAGGUGGGCAGGGCACUGACAAGGUGCAGAGGAGGGUGGGUGGAAACCGGGGUCAGUUUCUGUUCCUGUGUGUCCUGCCCAGCCCUGCCCCUGAGUCGUCCCUACUCAGCUUCCUCACAGUCCUGGACACACCAAGUUCCACUUGGCCCUCAGCUUCUCACCAGCCCAGCUGUUCCACAGAGGGGACUUCUAGCUCCUAAUGCUUCCUGCCAUUUAGCCACCCGAGCCUGCGCAACUGGAAACCCCGUCCCCUCCCUCCCGCCCGGUGUCAAGUCUGACCCCAGGAAGUCUGGGGUAA
Messenger RNA from Urocitellus parryii (Arctic ground squirrel), 3761 nucleotides. NCBI's taxonomy places the organism in Eukaryota, Metazoa, Chordata, Mammalia, Rodentia, Sciuridae. The record is from RefSeq and is a predicted model, not a curated record.